AAAAACUAAAUUAGAAAAAAAAAAUGCCCUUUCUCGCCGUGCGAAGGCCGCGAACAAUGGCGACCACGGCCUUUUCCGUCUUCCUCUGCUGCUUCAUCUUCUUCUUCACCUUCCCUUACGCAUCCUCGUCGUCAAUGGAGGCGGAGUCGGAUGUAAGGGAGUCCUUCCCCAUGGAUGGGGACGUCGCCUGGGUCGUCCAGAUCUCCGACCUCCACCUCAGCGCGUACCACCCCGACCGUGCUUCUGACCUUGUCCGCCUACUUGCUCCCGCGCUUCGAAUUAUACGCCCCGCGCUUCUGCUGAUCACCGGGGACAUCACAGAUGCCAAAAACAAGAGAAGAACAACAACAAGGCAAGAUUUAUCAGAAUGGAUCCAAUACAGAAACAGUAUGGAAGCAGUUGUCAAUCAUAGUGGUUUGGACAAGAGAAUAAUAUUUGAUAUAAGAGGCAAUCAUGACAAAUAUGGAGUUCCACAUGUUGGACAUCCGCUUGAUUUUUUCUCAGUCCACAGUGUUAGCGCACAACUAGGAAGGCUAAGCACCAUCCAGAGCAUCUCUCUUGUGGGCAAUGAUCGAAAAUAUGUGUUCAUUGGCAUUGAUGAUACAAUUAGCAUUGGAAUUCGGGGACCAUCAAAUUUAUUUGGUCAUCCAACUGAUAGAAGAGCUGCCGCUGUUGAAUCUGAAUUGCAGUAUUGGGAUAUUUAUCCCAAUAAUUUAGUGACAAAAGUUUUAUUUGGGCAUUAUCCAAUGUCUUUUACAGCUUCAACUGAAAAGGGGCAGCGUUAUGAAAAUUUAUUUGCAAAAUAUUUAGUUUCCUCGUACAUUUGCGGACACCUUCAUGCAAAGAUAAGCAAACAACUUUGGAGAUUCCAUUCAUCAAAAUCAUCUUCUGAUGAUAAGGUUCCCAAAAUGAGUAGGAGCUUUUGGGAGUGGGAAUUAGGAGACUGGAAAGAUUCUAGAUUGAUCAGAAUUCUUGCCAUUGAUGGAGGAGUGGUCUCUUUCCUUGAUAUUGAUUUUCUCAGAAAAUUUGAAGUUGAGGAUGGUUUUCAAACAACUAUUCUCAUAACAUAUCCUGUUGACUCAAGAAUGAUGAAUGCUGAACAUAACAAUCACUCACUCAGAAAUGAUAUUAAUGCUCUUGUCUUUUCCUCCCAGAAAAUAAUUAAUGUGACUGCUAAGGUGUUUGAUUCAUCUAGGAACUACAAAACAGUCGAAGAAGUGCCUUUGCAGCUUAUUGAUAUUGCAUCUAACAAGCUACUAUUUUGUGGACGAUGGAAUGCUGAAAAUUACCGGAGUGCAUCAGCAACACGUUACGUAUUACAGGUCUCUGCUUUGGACUCACAGGGCAAGGAGACUACAAGCAACCUUAGACCAUUUUCUGUGGAAGGUAAACAGGCACCUUAUCGAAGUACAUUGCUUGCUUAUUUGAUUUUUGAAGUCGAGUGGGAGAGUUUAUAUUCGGUUCUUCUAUGGAGCAAUAUUUGCUUUCUUCUUGUACUUUUGUUUCUUCCAAAAGUUUCGAAUUGCCAUAUUGAGAAAUAUGCAUCAUAUCAGUCCAUUUCGUUGUCGAUCCAGCAGCAAAAGAACCUGUUUGUGAUAUACCAGGUCUUGAUGGAGGGUUCGAGGAACAGAGUAUCAUGGUUUUCUAUGUUGAUAUAUCUUAUUUGCCUACUCAAAUUCCCAUGGUUUUGGGGUUAUGCGACAUCUGAGAAUGGCGACAUUGCUAGUAUGUAUUUAUCCGGAUGGAUGGUGCCUUCACCAGAUGGUCAACAGAAGUUGGGAACUCCUGAUAUAAUGCUUAUCACAUUGCCUUUCCUGUACUUGGUGGUCACACCCAUGUUUGUUCUUAUCUAUAGUCUCUUUGCAGAAAGAUCAGCAUUUUACUCACAUCUUCUUGGGAAAUCAAAAUGCCGGAAUGAACCAAUGCCUCGUAUUGAGUCAGAACAAAUAUCACAACUUGCGACCAUGAUUCCAUCGAACUAUCAAAAUUUAUCCCCAACAUGUAAGAUUUGCCGUGGUUGGAUGAGGAGGUUCCUUCUGCUUGGUUGUCUAGUUGUUGCACUCACUCAUUGUAAGCUAUGCCUAACCCUCAUGCUUGCCUAUGGAUUUCGGCCGGUUUUGUUAUCACCUGCCUUGUCAUGGGCACCACUGUUACUUCUUGUGGGAGCAUAUAUGUGUUCAAUGAGUGUCAACAUGGAGCCCUAACAACAAUGGCAACCAAAGCACUUAUGUCUUCAUGUAAACUUUGAAUUAUUAGUCAUCAUACGAUUCACAUCUACCAUCUUAUAUCAUGUAGACUCUAUUUGUACCAUAGACAAGCUGGCUCAUAAACAAAUGUCCACAUGAGGCGCAGUUAUGUUUCCUGGCAUGGCUUUGUAUGUUCUAGUGUUUCUUUAUUUUCCUAAUUCUUGGCAAAGGCUAGUAUGUAAUCCAGGCAUGGUUGGGGGUUAUUCCUUUUAAUGAUUAUCAAUGAACAAUGCAAUA
This is a messenger RNA of Zingiber officinale, 2483 nucleotides long. RefSeq names its product putative metallophosphoesterase At3g03305. The record is from RefSeq and is a predicted model, not a curated record. Lineage: Eukaryota; Viridiplantae; Streptophyta; Magnoliopsida; Zingiberales; Zingiberaceae. Gene Ontology annotation, molecular function: hydrolase activity. The transcript has 4 exons. The coding region runs from base 24 to 2204 and encodes 726 amino acids.